GCAUACUAUUUUCGUUGACACGAGGUUCCCCCCCUGUUUACUCUUGGAGCCUGGGAGCAGACCUCCAGGACUGUGGUCCUCGCGCUGAGAAUCUCCAUUUCCUUCAGUCCAUUCUCAAAGGCUGUUUUUAAGCCCAUAGAGUGCCUGCUCGGAGAGCAGACCCCCACGACGUCCAGGAGACAAUCCCAAAUCCCAAAUUCAGAAUGCAGUGUACCAGAACGUUUCUGUUCAAGGUGUGCUUCAGCCUGGUGGCCUCUUUGGGUUCCUGUAGCUGUAAGCCUCUGAGCAACGACAUCUCUCUGGAGGACCCCGAAGGACAUUACUCGGAACAGGACCUCCUUGAGGAGGAAGACGCUGAGUCGAGGCUGGAGAACCUCUUAGGAACCAUGAAGGAGGGCUUUCUGAGGAAGCUGAACAUGUCCGAUGUGCCACUGACAGGUGACAGGAUCUACCCUCCCCAGUUUAUGAUGGAGCUCUACAACAAGUAUGCCUCCAACAGCACCGCCAUCCCUCAGUCCGAUGUGAUUCGGAGUUUCACCGUUCAAGAUAUCACCUUCUCAGCAACAAAUGGCACCAAGACAGCACGGAGGCUUCAGUUCAACGUCAGUGUGCCCCACCACGAGAAGGUCACGGCCGCCGAACUCAGGCUGUUCCUCCUGCCGGAUGUCCGGUCAAGGGUCAACUCUCCCAGGGUGAAGGCCAUGAUCAAAGUUUACGAGGUGAAUUACAACGAUGAGGACGAACCAUCGUCACAGCUUUUGACGGGAAAGGUCGUCAAUGGCCGACACGGGUCCUGGGAGAAGUUUGACGUGACCAGAGCCGUUCAGAGGUGGAUCAAAUCGGGGCGUGGAGAGAGUGAGUUCGAGGUGAUGGUGGAUAACAGGGACUGCUUCUCAUAUGAAGGAGGCUUUGGGAAAGCGUGCUGCUGGGACGUCAGCGUCUCCAUUGGAGAUAACACCUCGGCAGCGUUGAUCGUGUUCUCUGACGACCUGGAGAGCAGGAAGAGAGAGGCGAAGAAGGAACUGAAAGAGAUGAUGCUCCACGAAGAGGAAACCACGUUGAACCCUGAAACGGAUUGGCAACUGCUGCCGAACGAGAUCCCGGAGUCCGCACCUUCGCAUCCGCGGCGGACGAGAAGGAAGGCGGAGCGCGAGUACUGCCGAAAGACCUCGCUGAAGGUCACCUUCAAGGACAUCGGCUGGGACAGCUGGAUCGUGGCGCCGCCGGAAUACGACGCGUUUGAGUGUCGUGGUCAAUGCUUCUUUCCUCUGACGGACGAGAUGACGCCUUCCAAACACGCUCUCAUCCAGACACUCAUUAACAUCCGGAACCCCAAGAAGGCCAACAUGGCGUGCUGCGUGCCAAUCAAACUGGACCCCAUCACGGUCAUGUACCAUGAGAACGGGCGCCUCACCAUCAGACACUUGUACGAGGAGAUGAAGGUGGCAGAGUGCGGCUGCAGGUAGUGGGAGGUUGUUUGUGUUGGACCGGGGGAAAAGCUGAUAUUUAGGCCGAAUAGGCUCAACUCCUAGCCAAAAGAUUCUGGUUUCAAACCCCCUGUAUCUGCAGUCUACCUGUAGGCAUCUGAACGCAAGAUGCCCCAACCCCUAAAGGCUCCUUCUAACAAAAUGUGUCUGCUCUAUGACUUAAUAGUAGUACAUGGUAUACAGCUCAACUGCCAUGCAUUUUUUGUUUAUUACAAAAGUCCAAAAAAUGUCCAAUGGCCAAAGUACAUAGCCCCUUAGAUACAUGUCUGCUAAAUUGGGAAAUAAUAAUACUUUAUGGAAAGGAAUCUUGUUUGGCCCUGUGACGUACAGCAUGAAAUACAUUUAACGUAAGCAUGUUACAUUUCAGAUAAAAGAGUGUUAAAGACGUUACAAUCAAAAUGUCUGUUUUACAUUUAGUCCCUUUAAUUCCCUCUAAAGACCAAACAUAAUUCUAUUGUCAAAUAUGAUCUUAUUUUUCCCUUCUUCGUGAGUAAUAUGUAAAUAGGAUUUGUAUACAAAAAAGGUCAAAAACAUAGAGACAUUCUAUAGGUGUAUUAUUUGUGAGUAAGGAAUAAAGUUGUAUAUUUAAUUUAGUCACUGUCAAUCAAUUUAAAUUAAUUGAUCCAUGAUGCAUUGAUUGUUUCUGCAUGUUAAUGACUGUUUUUUAUUAUUAAUAAUAAUAAUAAUAUUAUUAUAUAUCAUUAUGAACUGUUAAUAUGCUAUUGUGUAAAUUUGUACAUUCUAUUAUCAAUGUUUUUUUUUAAGAAUGAUUAAUUAUGAGAUCAACCAAUAAACCAUCAUGAUAAAAGGGAUAAACUAGUAAUUGGAAUACUGUUCGGAUGCACUCAACUUCAUCAUAUCAAUAUAUAAAUUCUGUAUUACCGUGUAUGGAAACAUAUAAUAUAAUAUAUGUACAUGACUCGUAGAUAUAUUAUAGUAUACUAUAAUAUACAUAGUCUACUACUUAUAAUUGGAUAUUAAAUCAUUUAAGGUUAAUGCAUAAUGACCAGAAGUGUGUGUGUGUGUGUGUGUGUGUGUGUGUGUGUGUGUGUGUGUGUGUGUGUGUGUGUGUGUGUGUGUGUGUGUGUGUGUGU
Molecule: messenger RNA, 2581 nt
Organism: Gadus macrocephalus (Pacific cod)
Lineage: Eukaryota; Metazoa; Chordata; Actinopteri; Gadiformes; Gadidae
Gene: gdf2
Product: growth differentiation factor 2
Exons: 2
Coding region: 204-1466 (420 amino acids)
Biological process (GO): BMP signaling pathway; SMAD protein signal transduction
Cellular component (GO): extracellular region
Molecular function (GO): cytokine activity; growth factor activity
Source: RefSeq, a predicted model, not a curated record